ACAGGUAUUUGAGUGAAAAAAACUUUCUGGCUAUUGCAACACUCGAAUAGCAGUGGAUAGGCAGCGGUUUGGCUUCGCUUUCUUGGCAGCUUCAACGGGGAAUCGACCUCAAAGUCGACACAAAACCUUGGAAGCUGAGUCGAGUGUUGAUAAUUUAACGACUCCGUUCUUGAUUGUUGCUGCUCUCUUGAAGCUGAGUCGAGUGCUGAUUCUACAACGAUUCUACCGUCAAUUGACGAUGCUCCUUUGGCCGGUUAUGUUUUGUUCACCUUCUGUGAACUUGUUGCUGAGACUCCAUAGCUUGAACUUGUCGUGGAGGAGCUUCAUAGGGGAUUACUUUCGAAUGGAAAGUUUAGAGCUAGAUACAUAGGGAUACAAUGAUUUUGUGCUACAUCACUAGACUGUUUGGUUGACUCCAAAUCAGCUGUUGCUCUGUGAGCUAGCUCCUUUUAGGGUUUUAGUUUCUUAAAGCAUGGAAAGAUUUGAGAGAAAGUUUUGAUGUACUAGAACUAGAUCUAUGUCUCUGCCUAUCUAUGUAUCACUCCAAGAUUGCUCUCCUAGUUGGAUGAGCAAUGAUUGCCCUGAUUACUACGAGCUAUAGCUCUUAUGCAAUACAUUUCUUUCAUCAACUUUCUC
Molecule: messenger RNA, 636 nt
Organism: Marchantia polymorpha subsp. ruderalis
Lineage: Eukaryota; Viridiplantae; Streptophyta; Marchantiopsida; Marchantiales; Marchantiaceae
Source: the annotation of a GenBank genome assembly